This is a messenger RNA of Benincasa hispida (wax gourd), 1970 nucleotides long. RefSeq names its product xyloglucan 6-xylosyltransferase 2-like. NCBI's taxonomy places the organism in Eukaryota, Viridiplantae, Streptophyta, Magnoliopsida, Cucurbitales, Cucurbitaceae. The record is from RefSeq and is a predicted model, not a curated record. Gene Ontology annotation, molecular function: UDP-xylosyltransferase activity; hexosyltransferase activity; xyloglucan 6-xylosyltransferase activity. Gene Ontology annotation, biological process: xyloglucan biosynthetic process. Gene Ontology annotation, cellular component: trans-Golgi network; membrane; endosome.
CGAAAAAAAGUAUUUGUCUGAAUACAAGGAAGCGCUUUCUUUGUAAAUCGAUUUUAUUGCUCUUUCAGAUCCUUCUCUUCUCUUCUCUUCGCCUUCUUCCACCGACUCCGCAAAACCCUCUUCUCUGUCGAUUCCACCUUCCAGAUCCAAUUUUCAAUUCUCCAUUGCCGCUCCUUCUUCGUUUUCAUCCCUUCUUCCCUUUCCGUUCAAGGCUCUCCUCCCCCUCAAUCCCCCUCGCCGGACUCUCAGAACCAUGAUUGAGCGUAUUCUCGGCCCCACCCGCCUCCGCCGGAUCCAGAGGGCCUUCCGCCACAGCGCCGUCACCGUUCUAUGUCUCUUCCUAACCGUCGUUGUCCUCCGUGGCACUGUCGGCGCUGGCAAGUUCGGCACUCCCGAGCAGGACUUCAACGAGAUCCGCAAUCAUUUCUCCUCUCGCGGCCGCCGCGUUGAACCUCGGCGCGUUCUGGAAGAGGCUCAGCCGGAAACUACCACCAAGCCGGCCGACCAGUCCAAUAAUUACGCUACAUUUGAUAUUUCGAAGAUUUUGGUGGAUGAAGGUGAGGAUGAGAAGCCCGAUCCGAGUAGACCCUACAGUCUUGGCCCUAAAAUCUCUGAUUGGGAUCAACAACGAGCUGAAUGGUUGAAGAACAACCCUGAUUUUCCUAAUUUCAUUCGACCUAAUAAGCCUAGAGUUCUUUUGGUUACUGGGUCCUCCCCAAAGCCCUGUGAGAAUCCUGUUGGUGAUCAUUACCUUUUGAAAUCGAUUAAGAACAAGAUCGAUUACUGUAGGCUUCAUGGGAUUGAGAUUUUUUACAAUUUUGCGCUUCUUGAUGCUGAAAUGGCCGGUUUCUGGGCUAAGCUUCCAUUGAUUAGGAAGCUUUUGCUAUCCCACCCGGAGAUUGAGUUCUUAUGGUGGAUGGACAGUGAUGCUAUGUUCACUGAUAUGGCUUUUGAGGUUCCAUGGGAAAGGUAUAAGGAUCAUAACUUUGUGAUGCACGGAUGGAAUGAGAUGGUUUAUGAUCAGAAAAAUUGGAUUGGGUUGAAUACUGGAAGUUUUCUUCUGAGGAAUUGCCAGUGGUCGCUCGACAUUCUCGACGCUUGGGCACCGAUGGGGCCCAAAGGGAAGGUUAGAGAUGAAGCUGGGAAGAUCUUGACCAGAGAGCUGAAGGACAGGCCGGUUUUCGAAGCUGAUGAUCAGUCAGCUAUGGUGUAUUUGCUGGCAACACAGAGGGAUCAAUGGGGGGAGAAGGUAUACCUUGAGAAUGCAUACUAUUUGCACGGAUAUUGGGGCAUUUUGGUGGACCGGUAUGAGGAGAUGAUCGAGAAUCAUCAUCCAGGUCUCGGCGAUCACCGGUGGCCUCUCGUAACCCAUUUCGUCGGGUGCAAACCGUGUGGGAAGUUCGGAGAUUACCCGGUUGAAAGAUGCCUGAAACAGAUGGACAGAGCAUUCAACUUUGGAGAUAACCAGAUUCUACAAAUCUAUGGCUUUACACACAAGUCACUGGCUAGCAGGAGAGUGAAGCGAGUUCGAAACGAUACGAGCAAUCCAUUGGAGGUGAAGGAUGAACUCGGGUUGCUUCAUCCAGCAUUCAAAGCUGUAAAGGUAUCAUCAACAACUUCUUGAUAGCCAUGGAAAUGCUUGAAAAUUUACAAGGGAUGGUUGGAUGGUUGUUUUAAAUGCAAUAUAGAGUUGCCUUUUGGUGGGGUUGGGGGCUGUUGCUUGUUCUUUGAAAAGGUGUAAUACAGUGUUCAAAAUUGUAUGGUUUUGGUAUUUAUUUAUCAGUUACCGAUAAUAUUGGAGAUUUGUAAACUUGUUUUUUUUUGGGGUUAAAAAACAAAAACUGUGUUAUUAAUGUCUAAAUUUCAUUGAUUUUUAGAAGGGCUUUCUUUCUUAGGUCAACACUUAUGUAAUGGAAAAUCUGAGAGAUUAUGAAAAGAGUAAUGAAUGAUAUGGAGAGUUCAUGAAGAAA